This is a messenger RNA of Mya arenaria, 4922 nucleotides long. RefSeq lists its product as uncharacterized. The coding region runs from base 283 to 4137 and encodes 1284 amino acids. NCBI's taxonomy places the organism in Eukaryota, Metazoa, Mollusca, Bivalvia, Myida, Myidae. The transcript is spliced from 18 exons. The record is from RefSeq and is a predicted model, not a curated record.
AGUUGAAGCAUUCUGGGUAUUCAUGUUGGAAUAAAAAGAUCUGGACCGUCAUGUAUUAAGUUGAUUUUUAACAAGACGGGAACUUUAAAAGAACGAUUAAAACUUACAACAUUAAGUGCCAAUAAUUGUGUGUUUUUUAUCAAGUGGGUUGUGAAAGUCUAGGUUUAGCGGCAUAGUGCCAUAGACGUCAAAUAACUUCACAGAACAGCAUUAUUUUAUCGUAACAAGGUACUUCAGUAUGGGAACUUUGUUCUGGCAAAUUUAGUGCGGAUCACAUCCAAGAUGCAGGCGAUACAGAUGUUCGCAUUAGCUGCAGCGAUAUUUGAAGUUGUGUUGCAGGCAGAUUCACAGGCAUCAGGCCCUGAGAACAUGACAUACCUUGUGCCAUUCCUUGGACGCAAUAAUGACGCCGUAGACACAAAUGAUGUCUCUUACACUCUGGCAGUCACCAAUACCGGGGAAUCCAAUAUAGACGUCAGCGUCCAUGGUAUUGGUGAUGGAAACACAGAAGAAAUCUACGAAGUUCCUGGCUUUAAAGACAUCGCAGCCGGAAGCAGUGUAAGGAAGACAUUCGAAAAUGACAGUCUUGCACUGAACAACUCCCAGUCCAGAAAUACAACGCUACGAGUAAGCUCAGAAGAUGGGCCGUUUCAGUUGCAAGUUUACAUCACCGUCAAUGGCUACACAGAAGGUUUUCUGGGAGUUCCGCUGGAGAAGAUGCAGGGUCCCAACCAGCCCAACGAUGGCCACGAAUUCGUGGCGGCUACAUUUUGUGACACCGGUGGCUACUGUCAGAUAGCUGUUGCGGCAAAUGAGGACGACACAGCCAUCUACUUAAAAGUUCCAGACCAUGUUGAAAAUAUUGUUCUUUGUCGAGAGAACACGUUCUAUCGUACUAAACAAUUAACCCAAAUCAAUAUGAAAAAGUUCGAGGUCAUUCAGCUCGAGAGUACCUACGACCUGUCGGGCACUCAUAUCUACAGCAUGAAGCCCGUUGCGGUGUUUUCGGGCUCACGUAACGUCACUAACGGCGACGUGGUGGCACACACCGUGGAGCAGCUUGUACCCAGCUCACAUUGGGGUACGGAGUUUGCGGUUAAAAAUCUGGGAACCACCGGGUAUGGGGACAUCUUGAAAAUUGUGAGCGGCUGGCGCUCCACCAAGGUCACCAUGAGGGGGUACCCGAGUUUCACGAUCACCGACCCGCUGCAGACAAUUGUGAGGCGGCUCGACCAAGGUUAUAUCACGCACAUUACGGCCAGUAAUCCGCUCCAGGUGAUGCAGGUGGGGGGAGUGCAAUACUUGCAGCCAAAGGACACUACGAGUGUCAGUAUGACAUACGUCCCACCCCUAGAGGCACACACUACCCUGGCGAAAGGCGUCUGUGGGGAUGAGGCCAACCUUGCGCGGCUGCACCUCGUUGCAAACAAAUUCGAUAUGGACUAUGAAUACAAGACCCCUACAGAACUUAAAGUUAAUGGCACAGAGAUGAGGUCGAGUUACUCCACCAUUGUCGACUAUACGGCGCUGCGGGUGGCCACUGUAGACUCGACUGGAUCUCAAAGCUACGCUGUGGAACUUGAUAAUAGGACGUUUGAAGAAGUAAAAGAUUAUAAACCAAACGGUUUAGGUGUGACAGGCAUUGUCCAGUGUCAUCAGACAGCCACCAUGCCGCUCGUCUGGGCCAACACAGGGAGUUCCUUACUUCGACAAGAGCCUGAAGAUCCGGUGACCCCAAACACGUGCAGAGAGGGAUUCAAGGGCACCUCAACAUUUAACCCAGAUUCAGGACUGAUACAACCCCACAUUCUCGAUUUGAGCUCGAACCAAUUUAACGGCGACGUGUUAAGACUGCGGACCCAACUCUGUGGGGAUGGAUUGUUGCUAUUUCGAUCGUCAACCACCAAACUGCUUCUGAAAGUUAACCAUGCAAGCAUCCUUAUGACCAAGUGCCAGUCGGAAUCGUGUAACACUACCAAACAGAUUGAUACCACGUACGAUAAGGCAAUUGAUGGCUGUGGAGGUGACAUGCUGUUCUUCUGGUUUAAAGAGAGGAAUGAAACUGGUGGACUGGCUUUUUGCUUUGGAGCGGGGGUGAAAUUGGGCCAAAACUGCCCUGACGGGUCCACGGUCAAUCUCGAUAAACCUUUUACUACACUUGAAAUGUCAGGACUCACUAGGGAGGCAAUUUUUAAUUACGAAUUUGUGAAUCCUGCUGGCUGUAUGAUGUACGAAAGUGCCAAUCCAUGGCGUUGUGAAGAUAAGAGGAAUAACUGUUCUUCGUAUGGAAAGGAUUUUUGCCGGGGUCUUCAACAUGAAGCAUUCGCGGAACAGCAGUGCGCUAAAUAUUGUGGCAAAUGUGUUGCUGACAGUUUCGGUCGAGAAUUUUUACUCGUCGUACCCAAAGGGACCAACUAUUGUCGUAUAUACGUAACACCUCUCGCCCUAAAUACGCACAUUGCAGUAGGCAGUGGCACCUCGGUCAUACCUGGAACGACCUACAACCGCCAGAUUAGAAUGUAUGACUGUUUGGAGUACGUGUCUAAGUCGACUGUUCUUUUAAUUCACGUGUUUAGCGAUGCGGACGUUGCUGUGAAUGUUUUUAUUAAACACCCAGACACCACCAACAAAUACCCCAUCAUGAACAUACCGGUGCAACCCUUGGAUUCUUUUGGAAUGGAAUUGAUGGUGCUUGAUCGGGGUGAUGGUAAUAGGCCCCGUGGUUGUUACCCGGUGUCUGCUUUUGAAGAUGCAAAAAUAAUCUGGUUCACAAAACAUUCUAAAGACUCAGUUUUUGAAAGAAGUAAUAAUCCAAGAUGGCCGCCCUCUGGCAGAACAGUUUCUGUUCAAGGAAAUUAUAUGGAAGGUGGCAAAGGCAAAGACUAUACAGGAACCUACAUCAAGUUUACAAGGCCUUCAUCUAUAUUCUGCGGACAAUUUUCAUCUGCAUAUGAGAAUUAUAUAUUUUACCAAGUCCCUGCACUAAUGACGUGGUCUACAUAUUAUACUAUUCCGUCAUUUGGUGACAGUACCGCAAACAGACCGUUUGAUGCCAAAUUAAAGAUUGUUACAAAUUCCGACAACACCAUUGUUAACAUCACCGGAGGUUUUGAUGCGCUUCAUGUUUUGUAUGAUCGCGGAGACUUCGUGGAACAAGAUAUCGAUCUGUCUAGUCAUUAUCACAUAAACUCAAACGAAGCAAUAGGAGUGAGCAUUUUGUUCUACAACCCGACUGAACCACGUUACGCAUCAUUCCACCUUCUGCCGGCGCCUCAUAAUUUCAUGAGCGGAUUUCUGGCAGUGGCUCCAACUGGUAUUUUGAGCGAUGAAAUGAACUUCGACACCGGAAGUGUCCACUCCUUUUUCUCGAGCGGUCAGCAACACAAUACGACCACAACCGGUGAUUCCACGAGCAUUAAAAACAAUUUUUACUUUAACUGGUUGAACGAAGGGCCUUCAUUUGGGUUUACAGUGGUUAUGACAGAUAUCAAUUCCUGGUUCAUUGUGCCAAGUUACACUGUCCACGGACCGGAUGCGAAAUGGUUUGAGACGGAUAGCUGUCAGACGUCCGUGGGUACGGUAGGGGAUGGAAUUGACAACGACUGUGACGGGCUAGCGGAUGAAGAUACGUGCUACACCGGAUAUGGAGUCUACCGAGAAGACGCAGACCUAGACGGUGGCUUCGGUGAAGACUGUAGUGCCAAUGCCACAGGGUCGUCUAUCGUGAAUAAGCCGGUGUGGCCGGUGUGCCUGCAGCGACCGGACAGGCCGCCGGAGGAGUGCUGGACGAUAUGCAAAUGUCCAUGCUCCUGGGCGGAGAAAUACGAACGCGAAAAGAAUCUGACAAUGGAUGAGCUGGAAGAAGCUUACAGGGAAAAGAACCAGCAGCUAGAGUCAGACCUCAAGGUGAAAAAGGAUAAGUUAUCCUCAGUUUCAGCGGAGAAAGAAAGCGCCUCAGAUGAGCGACAGAGCGCGGCAAGCAUUGGCUACCUCGGCAUAGCCAUGUUCGUCCUUGUGUUUGGCACGAUCUUCAUCCUGGACCUCCGCGCUCUCGCCCGGGAUGCGAAAAUUCUCUUCGGUAACCUCAAAUCGGGCUACACGAGGUUCUCAAACUGGAUUGACUCAAAGUUUUGUUAAAAUGGGACUCAAUGUCCGAAAAUAAGUUUGAAUGAAAAUACAGAGACGAUGGACAUUAGUUUUUGAUAAUUGUUUUAGCAACAUUCUGAAGGUGGCCAUAUUAAGAAGAGGGAAGGUUUUAAUUUGAACUUAUGUGAGAAUUAAGGAAUCACAUUUAUUAUUUUUCAAUGAUUCUUAUGUUAAUAUUGUUAUUGUUGUUGUUAUUUUUGAUUGUUUUUCGUAAUUAGCGCAACAAAAAUCAUGCCACCUGACUGUUUGUCUGGAGUUUCUGUUUUGUGUAAUUGGAAUCGCCUGAUGCCUUUUAAAAAAUCACAAAAUUAAAUACCCUUAAUGAAGUUCCACAUAUUUUCACAUAUCCUUUAUAUUGUGUUUUCACAUAUGCUCUUUAAAGAGUUUUCACAUAUGACUUCUUUGACAUAACGAAAAUAUUUCCUCGAAAUAACGCUGUGUUCUCUCGAAUACAGGGUUUAUGAAACCUUUAAGUCGUUAAAAUUUGCAAAGGUCCGUUAAAUGCUUUAUUUCCCGAGUGUGUAAUUUGUGUGACGCAUGUUGCCAUUUUAUGGACAAUUGCAAACAGCUGUAUAAACCUUAUUAUAAUGCAACGUCACCUCGAAAAUGAUGCAAUAACAUUCUUUACAUAAGCUUCUCCACAAUUGAACUAUUAAAUCAGAAAAAUCCUACUACUACGAUAUUUCAUUGUUUUCGGCUGGUGAUGCGGGAAAACUUAGGCAUUGUUACUUAAAAUCGCUUUAUAGUAAUUGUUUAUCAAAAUAGGGAGCGUAUGA